GGUACAAGUACGGAACCCCCAUUGGUCCAAAAAAGAAAGAAAGACUGAAACCAUCUCACUGCCUUAUAAUACAGAGCGGUGGAGUCAGACAGACACGGUGUAGAUCAACGGUCAGUUAUUAAAUCGCCAAUUCGGUGACUAUGAGAGUCUUAAUAGGAGGGGGAUCUGGCUUUGUGGGCCGCGAGCUCACUCGUCUGCUCAGAGACAAAGGUCACGAGGUCACAGUGAUAUCUCGCCAGCCCGGUCCAGGGAAAAUAACAUGGGGUGAGUUGGAGUCUCAUGGCCUCCCACCAUGUGAGGGCGCCGUCAACUUGGCUGGAGAAAAUCUCAUGAACCCACUGCGAUGGUGGAACGAAAGCUAUAAAAAAGAUUUGUUCUCAAGUCGCAUCGACACGACAAAAGCUCUGGCUCAAGCCAUCGCCGCUUCCCCCAGUCCUCCUCACUCCUGGGUGCUGGUAUCAGGUGUCGCUUGUUACAAACCCAGUCUGACAGCCGAGUACACAGAAGACAGUGAGUGGACACCAUUCGACCUCCUCUCCAGGCUUGUCAAAGAGUGGGAGGCCUCAGCAAUUCUGCCUGAGAGUGUGGCACAGACCACCAGACAAGUUGUCAUCAGACCUGGGGCCGUGCUGGGUCGUGACGGUGGCGCCAUGAAGCAGAUGCUGCUGCCCUUCUGGCUCGGCCUCGGGGGCACCCUGGGCUCAGGGAGGCAGCCGUUCCCCUGGAUCCACGUCUCAGACCUGGCAGGAAUUGUCGCCCACGCCCUGGAGCCGCCGCCCACCGCCGCUCCCUCAUCUUCACAGCAAGUGUUGAACGGAGUCGCACCCGCGCUGAACACCAACUACGAGUUCACUAAGGAGCUCGGCCGACUUCUGCGGCGGCCCACCAUCUUUCCCGUGCCAGGCUUCGUCAUGAACGGCCUGAUGGGCUCCGAGAGGGCGGUGGUCCUCACCCAGGGACAGAAGGUCAGACCACAGAGGACUUUAGAGGCCGGAUUUCAGUACAAGUUCCCGGACUUGACCUCAGCCCUGAAGGAGAUUGUUGGGAGUUAAGAGAUUUUGGAAGAAUGUGUGGUGGCUUAAAUUAUCUGUGUAAUUAUGCCUUAAUAUUUACUGUGUCUUAUAUGGAGAGAAUAUAAAGAACAACUGUAACUGAGGUGACAUAUUUCUGUAAAGCUCACAUUCAUCAGAUUCAUAAGCUGCUUGAAAGGUGCGUUUGAAUCAGGUUUUACAAACUGCAGGUUUUCUUUUCUUGGGAGACUUCGUAUUGAAAAUGGAUCCCAGCACCUGAGACACAGUAGACGCCUCUAAAGUCAGAUGUGAUAUCAUCCUGCACUGGGAUCAGAUUUUUUUUCUGUUGAAAUUUGUCUGACGGAGCAGGACGUCUUCAGGCUUUCAAUCUUUUGCUUCUCCAGUUUGUCGACAAACCACAUGAACACACUUUAGUGACUUCAUUUGAGCAAGAAAAAGUGAAAAUGUAAAUCGGUGGAUCUUUUGGAUUUUGGGAUUCUUUCAGUAAAGGGAUGAUAUUGAGCUCUGAAGAUGACACAUGAAACAUACCUACAUGGCCUCUUUUUCAAUUUUGGGACAGCCUACCCUUCACAUUAAAGCCAAAAUUGACAACU
Molecule: messenger RNA, 1624 nt
Organism: Scophthalmus maximus (turbot)
Lineage: Eukaryota; Metazoa; Chordata; Actinopteri; Pleuronectiformes; Scophthalmidae
Gene: sdr39u1
Product: short chain dehydrogenase/reductase family 39U, member 1
Exons: 6
Coding region: 141-1052 (303 amino acids)
Source: RefSeq, a predicted model, not a curated record